UGCCGCCACCGAUGCCGCCGCCGGCGCCGUCGGGCGAGGGCGAGGAGAACACGGUGCGGUUCGCCCGCAAAGGCGCCCUCCGGCAGAAGAACGUGCACGAGGUGAAGAACCACAAGUUCACCGCCCGCUUCUUCAAGCAGCCCACCUUCUGCAGCCACUGCACCGACUUCAUCUGGGGAUUCGGCAAACAGGGAUUCCAGUGUCAAGUUUGCUGCUUUGUGGUCCACAAACGCUGCCAUGAGUUUGUUACUUUCUCCUGCCCAGGGGCUGAUAAGGGCCCAGCCUCUGAUGAUCCGAGGAGCAAGCACAAAUUUAAAAUCCAUACGUACUCCAGCCCGACAUUUUGUGACCACUGUGGCUCCUUGCUGUAUGGGCUCAUUCACCAAGGCAUGAAAUGUGACACUUGUAUGAUGAACGUCCACAAGCGCUGUGUGAUGAACGUCCCCAGCCUCUGCGGCACGGACCACACCGAGCGUCGAGGGAGGAUAUACAUCAAGGCCCAGAUAGACAAAGAAGUCCUCACCGUUGUCGUAAGAGAUGCUAAGAAUCUAGUCCCUAUGGACCCUAAUGGCUUGUCAGAUCCGUAUGUAAAGCUUAAACUUAUUCCUGAUCCCAAGAGUGAGAGCAAGCAGAAGACUAAAACCAUUAAAUGCUCCCUCAACCCGGAAUGGAACGAGACAUUUAAAUUUCAGCUGAAAGAAUCCGACAAAGACAGAAGGUUAUCAGUGGAAAUUUGGGAUUGGGACCUCACCAGCAGGAAUGACUUCAUGGGAUCUUUGUCUUUUGGAAUUUCAGAGCUGCAGAAGGCAAGCGUUGAUGGAUGGUUUAAAUUGCUGAGCCAGGAGGAGGGGGAGUAUUUUAAUGUUCCGGUUCCCCCAGAAGGAGAAGAAGGGAAUGAAGAGCUCAGGCAGAAAUUUGAGAGAGCCAAGAUUGGUCAAGGCACCAAGGUUGCAGAAGAAAAGACAGCCAACGCUCUGUCCAAAUUUGACAACAAUGGAAACAGGGAUCGAAUGAAACUGACAGAUUUUAAUUUCCUCAUGGUCCUGGGAAAAGGGAGCUUUGGCAAGGUGAUGCUUUCGGAAAGGAAAGGCACAGACGAGCUGUAUGCGGUGAAGAUCCUGAAGAAGGAUGUCGUUAUCCAGGAUGAUGAUGUGGAAUGCACCAUGGUGGAGAAACGGGUGCUGGCCCUGGCUGGGAAGCCCCCGUUCCUAACACAACUCCACUCCUGCUUCCAGACAAUGGACCGACUGUAUUUUGUGAUGGAGUACGUGAAUGGUGGAGAUCUGAUGUACCAGAUUCAACAGGUUGGCAGAUUUAAGGAACCUCAUGCUGUAUUCUAUGCAGCAGAAAUUGCCAUUGGCCUCUUCUUCUUACAAAGCAAAGGCAUUAUUUAUCGGGACCUAAAGCUUGACAACGUGAUGCUGGAUUCUGAAGGGCAUAUCAAAAUCGCUGACUUCGGCAUGUGUAAGGAAAACAUUUGGGACGGGGUGACUACCAAGACGUUCUGCGGCACACCCGACUACAUUGCUCCUGAGAUAAUUGCUUAUCAGCCUUAUGGGAAGUCGGUGGAUUGGUGGGCAUUUGGAGUGCUGCUGUAUGAAAUGUUAGCGGGGCAGGCUCCUUUUGAAGGAGAAGAUGAAGAUGAGCUUUUUCAGUCCAUCAUGGAGCACAAUGUGGCCUACCCCAAAUCCAUGUCCAAGGAGGCAGUGGCCAUCUGCAAAGGGCUAAUGACUAAACACCCAGGCAAACGUCUAGGAUGUGGCCCAGAAGGGGAACGGGACAUUAAGGAGCAUGCUUUUUUCCGAUAUAUUGACUGGGAGAAACUUGAACGCAAAGAGAUUCAGCCCCCGUACAAGCCGAAGGCUAGAGACAAGCGAGAUACGUCCAACUUCGAUAAAGAGUUCACCAGACAGCCUGUGGAACUCACUCCCACUGAUAAACUCUUCAUCAUGAACUUGGAUCAGAAUGAGUUUGCUGGAUUCUCCUAUACUAACCCAGAAUUUGUUAUUAAUGUGUAGAUGAGGUUCGAACUCCAUUGAUUUACCUGCAGUGUGAAACUUGAGAUCGAGUUGUAAAUAUCACUUCUAGUCUUCCGGGAUUCAUGGUGCAUAUGCCGGCAUUGAAAAUGUGGAAAGCUUGUUUUAGGAGGCCUUUCUUUGUGGUGUAUCUCGCUAGCUUGGUUUCUAUAUUUGAAAACUUUUAGUUUGAAGUGAACAUUACCUACUUGUUAGCCAGAGGUGAAACUUUUCAUGCCUCCAGUCCAUAGUAACCCAGUAAAUGAACAAAAGAUGUCAAAACUACUGUGUCUAACACCAAAAUGCUACAGUAUUUGUAAUUUUUAAAAUCAGAAGCUGACAUUCUGGUAAAGUUUUUACAGUAAUACAACAAUGUCUACUUUGAUUGUUCAGCAUGGUUGGUAUUUUUAAAAGUUGUGAGUAAGCUUUGCAGUUACUGUGAAUUCUGUGUCUCUUAAAGGAACUUUUUGUUCAAGAAUUGAUAUAUUAAAUAUGAUUAAUGUGAUGAAGAUGUCUGCUUUACACAUUUAUAUUUUUUAAUGCAUUGUACAGAGUCUAACAGACUUGAAGAAGCAAAAGUCUUCCUCCUUAGCUCACAGAAAAUAUGUCCUCAUUCCAAUACAGUCACAGGUUUUCAUGUUCAUUAACUACUCAGGCAUAAAUAUAUCAUUCAUUAAGGAGGGUUGACUCUUUGGUUUAGGUUACCUGGAAUAGUUUGCAGCUUGAAUAUGAUAUCACUAUUAUAAAUCAUUGCUUUGCUUUUCACAGGCAUGGCAGAAUUGAUAUUGUGUCAUGGCUAAAACCUUCUACUCAAACAGAUACAUACUUGUGAGACCCUGGAGGGAAAUAGAACUGGAGUAUCUUCUAAAGAUAACAGCCAAAUUCUGGACUUUCCACCAUUUUUCUAAUAUAUUUGAUGAACAGGUUUGUUAUUUCAAAAUGAUAUGAUUUUGAUUUUUGCUCUGCUCCAUUUUUCUCUGAAUUGAGUCAUGUUUCUAAUUCUAUUUCUCAAAAUGUAGAAAUCCGAUUUUCUGCAACUCUUGAAAGACUUGUAUUUCUGCCAAGGCCAUUGUGCAAUAGAAAAAGAUAACUCUAAUUUCAAAUUAAUCAAUUUCUUUUCUUCCCAAAGAUUACUUAUUCCUACUCUUUCCCUCCUCGCUAGCUUUCUGUAGAGUCUCAGGCAGAGACAGACUCAUAGAGAGAUUUUGACACCUUUAUGGCUGUUUUGCACCUCUCCCCCUUUCCCUCCACUCUCCCUACUUCCAUAUAUUUAGCCAACAUUUUUGAAAAGCUGCCAAUUUUAAUGUAAAUACAUUAAGACUUGAGAAAUAGAAGUUAAUGAAUAAAGAGCUCAUUGACUCUAUGGGUUUCCUUUAGGAAAAAGGCACAUUUUUAGAGUUUUUAUAAGCUCUGAGCUUUUACUUCCAGAAUUAACAGUGAGUGUCUCCUUUUUGAGAUGAUUUAUUAGCAAGAAGUGCUAUCAGGAGCCUGAUGCCUUCAGUUUCCACACAGGCCCCAUUUAACGGCAAACUACCAAGGGCAUUCUAGGCCUCUUCGCAUGUCUAGCGAAGGCACCAUUUGUGAGAGGAAAAACACAGACCACAGAGAAAAACAGGAAUUUGUGUCAGACCAAAGUGAAAAGACAUGAGAGAGGCUGAACGACAGUUGGUCGAGAGCCGGACCUUGUGGAUGGGAUCCUUUUAUUUCUAUUAGAGGUUUUCGAGGCAGGCUCCAACACCUACUGAAGAGUCUAGGUUUCUUCAGAAGGGCCUAGUUGGCUUCUUAAAAGUCAGGAUGUGUUGAAUUCCACCUCUAGAGAGAGAUCUUGCUAUUUCAGUGCAGAACAGUAACAAUUUAUGGUUGUUUUCAAACUGAAGUUUUCUGCUGCUUCCUGAUUCAGUUUAAUGAUGGAAUUCCAUCCUAGGGCUGACUUGGAAGCAGGGGGUAUCAUAAUGAUAUGAAGAUCAUGGAGAAGGUUUGAGCUGUGUGCUUAUACUCCAUGUGGAUUUGUCUUUGAAAAAGGAAAAGGAGUUUACCUGAUAGACUAAUGGCCUCAAAACAAAGGAAGUUCCUUCACCUGUUUGCCAUGCCUUUAGAGUGUGCAGGGGAAUUUGUCCAGAUGUAUUUACUAAACAUUUUCUAGGAAAUGGGGAAAAAAAUCCUGAUAGUCCAAAAUGCUCUCCGAAUCUGUGAGGAUUGUAUAAAAAAAGAAAACCCAAGUUUUGAGAGGGUUGACUCACUUUCUACUCCAAUUUGCCUACCUAGACUUCCUAGUAGACAAGAGGAUGCAAUCCUCAUUUAUAUUAAAGCUCCAAGAGGUUGUCUUCAUAAUCUUUGUACUCCCUGCUGCAUAAACCCCAUUUUGUAGAAAUGACACCUUAACAUUAUUACCAUCGGAAUGGACCCCAGGCCAAAUUCAAAGUGGGAAUUCCACAGUGGUAUGAAGAGAGAGGAGUGAACAGGGAGCUAUUGGUUUCUGAAAAGUUGUGACUUUCAGGCGAUAAAAAGAGGGGACAGAGAGUUUAGGGCUGGGACUAAUUUUUUUGGAUUGUACUUUAUAGGAAAGCUACUUUCUUUUCAAAGAGGUUUCAGGUGAUGUUGCAUAAAAGCGUACAAAUAAAAUAUCAUUUUAAACACAUUCAAUAAAGAGCAGUAUCCAAAAUGGGCUCUUCCAGUAUUCAUAAAAAUCAGCAGGUACAGGCAGUGAAGAUACAGCCAGAUACAGCCUCUAGAGUAAGAGGAGCUCAAAGGAAGCUAGAAGCAAGAAGGGGACAUAGAUGUGGGUGGGUUUGAGGCAGAGAAGCAGCAUGGCCUAGUGGAUAAAGUAUGAGCCUGGGAAUCAGAGGGCCCUGGGUUCUAAUUCUG
This is a messenger RNA of Tachyglossus aculeatus (Australian echidna), 4880 nucleotides long. RefSeq names its product protein kinase C beta (gene PRKCB). The transcript has 17 exons. Lineage: Eukaryota; Metazoa; Chordata; Mammalia; Monotremata; Tachyglossidae. The record is from RefSeq and is a predicted model, not a curated record. Gene Ontology annotation, biological process: protein phosphorylation. The coding region runs from base 12 to 2018 and encodes 668 amino acids. Gene Ontology annotation, molecular function: diacylglycerol-dependent serine/threonine kinase activity; zinc ion binding; ATP binding.